AGUACACAACAAAAGCCUACAUUUCAUCUGCGGGUCCAACUGUUUUUAGAAACGUGUGACCACGACACCAGGAGCUGAACGCAUUUACUGGAGGAAGUACCCUGGUGCGCAAUUACGCACGGGAGUAGAGGAAUUUGACGUCCAGCCUGGCUUUUUGUUUCUCCUCCAGGGGAUUCUCUCUGCAAAGUUUUGAGUCCUCUCCACUUACUGAGACGAUAUCUAUGCACGACGUCAUCAGGGCAGCUCCAGCCUCACCUCUUCACUUUGAACUUCACCUUCUAGUCCUCGAUGUGCACAGGACAGGAUGGGAUGCUCCACCAGUUCCCAAACUUCAGCGGUAGACACGACUCGACCCAGUGCUAAGCCCGAGGAGAGCAACGGAGCCAGCACUACAGGGGCGGCCAACGAAACUGGCAAAGUAGCUGAGGACAGCGAAACUCUUCCGGACCAAACACCGGCUGAUGGCGAUGUUAAACCUGCAGAUGAACCUGCUGCAGCUGCCACAUCUGCAGACAGCACCGCUGCAGCUCCACCAGCAGGGGAGGAACCUCAGCCUGCAGAAGCCAGUCCACCUGCAGACGGAGAGGCAGCGGCAGCAGACAGCACCACUGAGGCAGCAGCGAGCUCCUCGGAAGCUGCAGCUGCAGACCAGGAAAAAGCAGAUGAUUCAGAGCCCAAACCAGAGGAGACACCAGCUCCCAGCGAGUGAAGUGCAACGUGAAUGACUGCACAGAUUAACUGGAAGUGUCUGAUCUUGUUUGUAUGUGUGAGUGAAAGUACGUCCGUGUGUGUGUGUGUGUGUGAAACAGACAUCACCUUGUUGCCAAGAUGCAGACCCUGUGAUAUCCACUUUCGAUCAGGGUUCCUCGGUCAUCACUGUGCCUUCUUCCCCUCAUGAUGGUGUAUGGCUGCAUUUUCUGCUUGAAAACUGCACAUUGACAGAGUUCUACUGCACUUAGUGGGUGUGUUGAUCUUCAGAGGAAGCAAUCAUUUCAAAAUAUCUUAAAUUACUAAUCACUUCUAUUUAUUCAGUGCAUAGAAAUGUAUGAUAGUAGAUGUCUUUAAUCUAACUUUAACCUAAGAGUUCAUUCUGUAGUUUUCUACAAAAUCAUGAUUCUAAGGAAACCAAAGCCAAAAUAUAUUUGAUUUAUGAGAUGUUAUUCUGUUUGGGUAGCUGGCUUUGAUUGUACAACUAUGUUUGUGAUGAAAAUGAAGAGCUGGUCCACUGCAGGUUUACUGAGGUCUGAUUUUAAAAAUCAAUAUGGGUUCCUGAUGAGAACCAAUGAGAUAAGAGUAAAUAUGAGAGUGAGUUUUUUUUUUUUUUGUUUGCUUCUGAUGUGUCAUGAUUUCUCUCUGGAAGGAAAACCUGAAAUCUGUAAUAAGCUAUUAACUGUCAAGAAAUUAAAAGGGCCACCUUAAAGAUGA
Messenger RNA from Seriola aureovittata, 1425 nucleotides. RefSeq lists its product as uncharacterized. The coding region runs from base 305 to 709 and encodes 134 amino acids. NCBI's taxonomy places the organism in Eukaryota, Metazoa, Chordata, Actinopteri, Carangiformes, Carangidae. The record is from RefSeq and is a predicted model, not a curated record. The transcript has 4 exons.